Molecule: messenger RNA, 1775 nt
Organism: Solanum lycopersicum (tomato)
Lineage: Eukaryota; Viridiplantae; Streptophyta; Magnoliopsida; Solanales; Solanaceae
Product: wound-inducible carboxypeptidase
Biological process (GO): proteolysis; secondary metabolic process
Molecular function (GO): acyltransferase activity, transferring groups other than amino-acyl groups; serine-type carboxypeptidase activity
Source: RefSeq, marked validated
UGAUUCUAUAAAAAACCAUGAAAAAUUCAGAAUCUUCAUAUACCAAACAUGGCAAAAAAAAACUUUGUUUUACACUAUAAUCUACUGUUAAUUUCUUUGUUGGCAUUUUUGUUUUUGUUAACAGAAGGGGCACCUCAGAGUGCACUGGUAACUCAACUACCUGGCUUCAAUGGCACUUUUAACUCAAAACAUUAUGCUGGGUAUGUUAAUAUAGAUGAAAGUCAUGGGAAAAAUUUGUAUUACUACUUUGUUGAAUCUGAAAGAAAUCCAUCAAAGGAUCCAGUUGUUCUUUGGCUUAAUGGUGGACCUGGUUGUUCAAGCUUUGAUGGAUUUGUCUAUGAGCAUGGGCCUUUUAAUUUUGAUUUUGGAAAGCCAAGUGGUAGCCUGCCUUCUCUGCACAACAAUCCAUACAGUUGGUCUAAGGUUUCCAAUAUAAUAUAUCUGGACUCUCCUGUUGGUGUUGGAUUAUCUUACUCGGGAAAUAAAUCUGACUAUAAUACAGGAGACUUAAAGACUGCAUCUGAUAGCCACUCAUUUCUCCUCAAGUGGUUUGAGAUCUACCCGGAAUUCCUCAAGAACCCAUUUUACAUAUCUGGAGAGUCUUAUGCUGGAAUAUACGUACCAACUCUGGCUUCUGAAGUAGUAAAAGGUAUUGAUGCUGGAGUAAGGCCAGCUAUCAACUUUAUGGGUUACAUGGUGGGAAAUGGCGUGGCAGAUGAUAUAAUAGACGGUAAUGCUAUUGUUCCAUUUCAACAUGGUAUGGGCCUCAUUUCAGAUGACUUAUAUGAGGAAGCUGUUGUUGCAUGCCAUGGAAAUUUCUACGAACCAGUGGAUAGUAAUUGUUCAGAAAAGCUUAAUAAAAUUGAUCAGGUAGUUUAUGAUCUAAACGUUUAUGACAUUCUAGAACCAUGUUACCACAGCAAAAAACCUAGUGUAAUUACCACUGGUAACUCAAGAUUGCCUAUGAGCUUUCGUAAACUAGGUGAGACAGAAAGGCCUCUUCCUGUCAGAAAAAGAAUGUUUGGCCGUGCAUGGCCUUAUAAAGCCCCAGUAAGAGCGGGACAUGUCCCAACUUGGCCGGAGAUUCUCAAUAGUGUAGAAGUCCCUUGCACAGAUGAUCGUGUUGCUACACUGUGGCUCAACAAUGCAGAUGUUCGUAAAGCUAUUCAUGCUGAACCAGCAACUGUGAUAGGUCCCUGGGAGCUAUGCACAGACAAAAUAGAUCUGGAUCAUGAUUCUGGAAGCAUGAUUCCAUAUCACAAAAAUCUCACAGCUCGGGGCUAUCGGGCAAUCAUAUUCAGUGGAGAUCACGAUAUGUGUGUUCCAUUCACUGGUUCAGCAGUAUGGACAAAAUCUCUUGGAUAUCCGAUCGUGGAUGAAUGGAGGCCUUGGUAUGUGAAUGACCAAGUUGCAGGUUUCAUACAAGGUUAUGCCAACAACCUCAUUUUUAUGACUAUUAAGGGAGCUGGACAUACCGUGCCAGAAUACAAACCACGAGAGGCGUUGGCGUUCUACUCUCGCUGGUUAGAGGGCAAGAAGAUAUGAUAAUAUGAAGAUUGAAUUGGAAGAGUGGCUAGAGGGCAACAAUAAUAUAAAUGAAUAAUGAAGACUGAAUUAGAAGACAUUAAGUCCAAUUAUUUCAGAGAUUUUUCUAUGAUAAUAUUGGAUUUUUAUCAUCAAUUUCUGUCUGCAAUAAGAAAUUAGUAAUUGUAUGUUAUCUAAUGUACCUUUUGACUGUUAAGGCAUGCAUGCUCAUAUUAAUUAUUUCACUCCAA